AUGAUCAACCGCCUCAAUCGGAACGUCAUGAAGUCUUUCAUUAAGCAGGCUGCCUUCGCAGCUUGCCUGCCAUGGUUGGUUGUUUCCGAAUACCACGACGCCUUCGUUGUUGAGUUUGAUGCAUCCGUACAAUGGAGCCCAGAGGCUCUCAACAACCAGACACAAGGGUCUUUGACAGCUUCCGGCUGGGACUGCACAGUAUCUUCGCGGUACUAUUUCACCCACGCCGUAUUCCAAGGAGGAUCCUUCAGUGUAGACUGCACCAACGAUGGAGUUUCUCGAACAUCGUUACUGUACACGUUACAGUCAAUCCAAGGCAUUCUGAACGCUUGGCCACUCACCCCUGCCCCACUACCCGUUCAAAUGCCCAGUAUUCCUGGCAGUUCUGAAGGUGGUUUGGAACUCCCCAGCCAUGGAUCGAACAAGCGCGACCUAUCCAAGGACUCAACUCUCGACGCAAGAGACCAAGCCGGGGCUGACACCUUGUCGUGGCAUGUUGAUACCGGUGUGUCGAAGCUUCAUGCUAGCAACAUCACGGGCACAGGUAUCCGUGUGGCUGUUAUUGACGACGGUUUCGAUAUUGACGUCCCUGGUCUCAGCAAAACCAAUAUUGCGUACACCCACGACUUGGUAGACGGCGACAAUGAUGUUCGUGAUAACUGUUCCUUCGACGGCACGGCCAACUUCGGUAUUAUCGGAGCCAAGGGUGACGAGGGCAAAUUUGGUGUCGUUGGUGUAGCUCCAGACGCAACAUAUGAGCUCUAUCGCAUUAAGAGUUGCGAUAAAGAUACCUCAGAAACUGACACGCUUAUCAACGCGUUCCUCGAGGCUGCCAAAAGAGGUGUGGACGUGAUCACCUGCUCGUUCGGAAAUUAUGCUGCUUUCCCUGAUGACCCCUGGUCCUCCCUGGCUACGCGACUAUUCAAUAGCGGUAUCUACGUUUCCCUUCCAGCUGGAAAUGGUGGCCCUGGCAUCUUCACCACCGCUAGUCCAGGAGAUGGUGAUACUCUCGCCGGCGUCGGCACUGCGGACCCCUCGCAAACUCCCUAUUACACUUGGGGGGGCAAGUGGACUGCCGGUGAUGAAGGAGGCUCGCUUCGUUUCGUCCCUGACCUGCCUUUUGACUUCCCAUCGAAAGAGGGACUAACGAUCUGGACAUCAAACACUCCCAAUACCAAAGACUGCCAGCUGCUCCCAGACAAGUCUACCUUGCCGACAGAUUUGUCCAAGGUUAUUUUCCUCUCCCAGUUUGACCAAUGUUGGAAGGCGGCCGAUAAUUCCUCUGUGUCUCUUACCAAAGAGUUUGGCAUCCCUUAUGUCAUGUACUACAGCCCGAGCGAUUACAUUCUUUCCGAUGGACCGUUCUUUGAGGCGACCUCUUCAAGCACAGACCCAAACCUGAAGGGGUCCGUAUCAACCGAUUACGCAACAGCAAAUCGGUUACUGGAGGCGAAGGCGAAGCACGGCUCGGUUGAAGUCUUGAUUGCCAACGAGGUCUCUGCCGCAGACGUGGAAGUCACUUACACGGCCAAUAACCGCUCUGGCCUUCUUAGCUCGGCGUAUACUAGCUGGGGCCCGACUCUUGUAGGGGGACCCUGCCCCGCAUUCCUUGCUCCCGGAGGCAGUAUCUUGAGUACCUUCCCUGGAAAGAUUGGAGGCUAUGGGGUACUCGGCGGUUCCGGCGAAGCUACGCCGUUCGUAGCCGGCAUUGCUGCGCUCGUAAAACAGCAGCAUCCCGACUACACACCUGCAGAGAUACGGAACGUGAUCGCAACAACAAGCCGCCCAGUCAAGUGGAACGAUGGAAAGGGAAAAACAGAGGAUUUCCUGGCGCCGGUCUUUCAACAAGGAGCUGGCCUUGUCGACGCUUGGGGAGCUGUUCAUUCAACCACAAUUCUCAGCACCUCUUCCCUUUCCUUUAACGACACAACUAACCGCCCCAAAGAGUUGACCUUCACUAUCAAAAACACUGGAUCGGAUACCAUCAGUUAUCAAUUGAGUCAUAUCGGAGCCAGCUCUGGCUAUUUCCUCGAGAAGGCAGACAGCUACCAACUCACUAAAGCGGAAGUCUACCCAGUAUACGCCGAGGUCGGCAUUUCCCCUUCAACUGUUUCAAUUGGUCCUGGAAAAACCGCCUCCAUUUCCGUCUCCAUCUUGAAGGAUCCCGCCUUGUCCGAAGCUGCCACCCGUGUCUCCUACUUUGGCGGCUUCAUCAACAUUGAAGCCAAGGGCGCAACCGACGUCAACAAACUCUCGCUACCUUAUACAGGCUUCGGAGCACCCCUUACUACCUUGCACAGUAUCAACCGCGAUAAAUCGUACCUUUCAACCUUCAAUGUGGCCACUAGCGCGGUGUCGCCUGCCGAAGGAGGCCGCAUCUAUACCUGCACACUGAACAGCACCGCAGAUGUUCCAGCUUCUUUCCCAGGCAACGAAUAUCCCGCUGUUGAGAUCUACCUUUUCAUGCAGUCGCACGAUAUGAGGAUCUACAUUGUGGAUGCGAAGUCUGGAAAGGAGUUAUUUCAACCGUACCAGAGUUCGCCGGAGGAUCCUUGGAAUACGCAUACGUGGUAUUGGGAUGGUUCCGAUGGUAACAAGUUCUUCGUCCCUGCCGGCACUUACAAAUGGCGCGUCAAGACUCUCAAGCUACUCGGAGAUCCGGCGAAGGAGGAGGACUUCGACAUUUGGGAGGCCGGUACAUGGGUGCUGAAAUAUACCGCUGACAGCAUUUUCCCUUCGAAUACAACGGUUUCCAGGAGGUGA
Colletotrichum orchidophilum is the source of this 2763-nucleotide messenger RNA. Its product is annotated as serine endopeptidase. Gene Ontology annotation, biological process: proteolysis. The transcript is spliced from 4 exons. Gene Ontology annotation, molecular function: serine-type endopeptidase activity; tripeptidyl-peptidase activity. The coding region runs from base 1 to 2763 and encodes 920 amino acids. The record is from RefSeq and is a predicted model, not a curated record. Gene Ontology annotation, cellular component: cytosol; cell wall; membrane. NCBI's taxonomy places the organism in Eukaryota, Fungi, Ascomycota, Sordariomycetes, Glomerellales, Glomerellaceae.